CGUACUGGUUAAUACUGCUGAAGCACAAGCGGAGAGAUCAACUCUUGUUCCUAGUCCACUCCUUCGACAAUGCGUCUGCUGCAUCCUUUAAUUCUAUCCCUGACAGCUAUUUCGUCUUGUGUAUUCGCGCAAGACGCAGGUACUAAUGCGCACAAGGUCAAACAUGACUACCAGAGUGAUGUUGCCCGCCUGCGCAAGAUAGUUAUCAACAGUCUUUACUCGAACAGGGACGUGUUCUUGCGGGAACUCAUCUCAAACGCUAAUGACGCACUCGAAAAACUUCGCCUCACUGCGCUUACGGAGAAGAGUAUGUGGGAUGGCGUCUCCCCUUUGAACCUCACCAUCAAAGCGGAGAAAAAUCUCGAUGGCCCGGGUGGUCGUAUCAUUAUCACCGACACCGGCAUUGGCAUGAACGCGGCGGAAUUGACAACUAACCUGGGUACUUUGGCGAAGUCUGGAACUUCUGACUUUCUUGCGGGAGCAGACGGCGACGACGCAACCGGAACUAGCAAUCUUAUUGGUGCAUUCGGGCUCGGGUUUUACAGCAGUUUCCUUGUAGCAGAUAAAGUCGUCGUCGCAUCUUUACCCCCACCAUCUUCCAAGAAUCCUAAUCCUGCCCAGAAUGUCUUCAGUUCUUCUGCAGACGAGGGAUCAUUCGAGAUAUACCCCGACCCGCGUGGAAAUACCCUCGGGCAUGGAACUGAGAUUACACUAUAUUUGAAGAGUGACGCUUCCCAUUACCUUGUGACCUCGAACCUUAUGAAGCUUGUUAACCAGCACUCUGGAUUUUCGACUGCCUUCCCAAUUUACAUCUGGUACGAGGUUGAGGAAGAAGUCCCCGAAGUAGACGAGCAGGUUAUUCUAGACGAGCAGGAAGGCAAGCCUAUUGAUGCGGACGAGGAUGAAGCCAUGGUCGAGGAAGAAAAGGAGAAGGAAUCUGCAUCUCCGAAGAUGAAGAAGGUCACGGUUGGCCACUGGGAACACCUGAACUCACAGCCUCCCCUCUGGAUGCGCGAUCCGAAAACAGUCACUGAUGAAGAAUAUGAGCUACUGUACCAGGGGACUUUCAAAGACUUCCAGAAACCCCUCGCAUGGCACCAUUUCCAUGGUGACUCGGAAUCCGGCGUGUCUUUCCGUGCACUCAUUUACAUUCCUUCGCGUUUGACCGAGGAGUUUUUCAACAAACCACUCGAUAAUUCGGCAAAAGACGUCAGGCUGCUCGUGAAGCACGUAUUCAUCACCUCUGACCUAGGUGAAUAUGGCUUGCCGAAGUGGGCUAGCUGGGUGAAAGUUAUCAUUGACGCUGACGAUCUUCCAUUGAAUGUCUCUCGCGAAACCCUCCAGUCCAGCGCUUUCCUCAAACAGAUCAAGCAAAUUAUUCUGCGCCGUCUCAUUCAGCUUUUCUCUAAAAUUGCUGAAGAAGACCAGGAAAAAUAUGCAGAGAUCACGAAGACUUAUGGCCAAGUCUUGAAACUCGCCGCGUCAGAGGACAGUAAGAACCGCGACAAACUGGCGGCCCUUGUACGCUUCAACACAAACCAACGGGAUAUCGCGUCGUUCGACUCGUAUUUGGAGAACAGGAAGCAAGGACAAAAGCAGAUUUUCUACCUCGCCGACAUGGGUAAAUCCAUCGAACAUCUGUCUCAAAGUGUGUUUGUAGAAAAGUUGCACGCCCGCGGGUACGAAGUACUGCUUCUAAACGAGCCUCUGGACGAGAUCAUGCUUCAAAGCAUCCGGAACUGGAAGGGUGUUCCGUUCCAGGAUGUAGCCAAGGCUGGACUGGACUUUGGAGAUGACACCCCAGAGGAAAAGGACGCACUCGCGGAAUUGACAGAGAAAUACGCUCCCCUUCUUGAGUGGCUGAAAAUUGAGGCUGGAGACAAUGUUAAGAAUGUUAUUGUAUCUAGCAGGCUCGUGACGAGCCCAUGUGCGAUUGUCGCGGACAGCAUGGGUUUCACAGCAAAUGUCCAGAAGCUCAUGAGUGCCACAAGUCGUGGGGCCCAGAAGAACGAUGCCAUGCAAGACUAUAUGAAGAAGCAGAAGGUUCUGGAAAUUAAUCCACGAUCGCCGUUGAUCGAAGGCCUCCUGGAACACGUCGAGCAAUUGAUUGCAGAAGGCGAUGCCAAAGACUUGGAUACUGAGGCACAGCUCAAGGAGGUUGCUUCCAUCCUGAUCGAUGGGGCUCUUGUUCGCUCCGGGUUUGAAGUUGCCGACUCCAACAUGUUUUUGACUCGUGUUGAUAGAGUGCUCAGACGAUCACUCGGUGUCUCUGAGACUGCACCAACAGAUAACACCGUGAAGCCAGCUCCUCCAGUUGACCCAGAGCUGCCUAGUGACAUACCCGUGGAUGACGAGAAGCAGUUCUUCAAUCUUCCUGAUGAAAUGAAAAGCAAUCAAUUUGAACUGGAGAUGGAGGAAAUUGAUGAAGAAGGCAAUGUUGUUGUUCACGAUGAGCUGUGAUGUUGCAGUAGAUCUUUGUAGCAGUUCAGGCUGGUCGAUAAUAAAAUUGAAAGUGUCUACUAGUACUACCAGAC
Suillus clintonianus is the source of this 2534-nucleotide messenger RNA. Its product is annotated as cation-transporting ATPase. The transcript is spliced from 18 exons. Gene Ontology annotation, molecular function: ATP hydrolysis activity; ATP-dependent protein folding chaperone; ATP binding. Gene Ontology annotation, biological process: protein folding. NCBI's taxonomy places the organism in Eukaryota, Fungi, Basidiomycota, Agaricomycetes, Boletales, Suillaceae. The record is from RefSeq and is a predicted model, not a curated record. Bases 70 to 2460 code for a protein of 796 amino acids.